Sander lucioperca (pikeperch) is the source of this 388-nucleotide messenger RNA. Its product is annotated as phenylalanine--tRNA ligase, mitochondrial. The transcript is spliced from 3 exons. The record is from RefSeq and is a predicted model, not a curated record. Gene Ontology annotation, molecular function: tRNA binding; aminoacyl-tRNA ligase activity; ATP binding. Gene Ontology annotation, biological process: tRNA aminoacylation. The coding region runs from base 1 to 372 and encodes 123 amino acids. NCBI's taxonomy places the organism in Eukaryota, Metazoa, Chordata, Actinopteri, Perciformes, Percidae.
AUGGAGUGUGUAUCUGUUGUGUUUGUUGCAGCUGGGGCAGGAAACAAGGCUGGCUGGGCGUUCGGCCUCGGCCUGGAGAGACUGGCCAUGGUCCUGUACGGCAUCCCGGACAUCCGGCUGUUCUGGAGUCAGGACGAACGCUUCCUCAAACAGUUCAGAGUGGAGGACAUCCAACACCCAGUCUGCUUCCAGCCUCUCAGUAAGUACCCACCUCUGCACAACGACAUCUCCUUCUGGCUCCCGGAGAGCGGCGAGAGCGCGGACGGCCGCGAGAGCUUCACGGAGAACGAUUUCUACGAGCUGGUGCGCUCCGUCGGAGGAGACCUGGUGGAGAAAGUGUCGCUGGUGGACCAGUUCACACACGCAAAGUAGGAACACACACACACAC